AUGAUGAGCGGACGAAGAUUGGCCUCGUGUUCAGCAGUCGCAGCUGUGUUGCUGGUGCUCAUAAUUAGUGGUUCAGUUACAUCGUCAGACGCCAUAUUUCUCGACGUCUAUGCCGAUGCCGGCACCGGUAGCAUUUCACGCGACGUUCCCCGGUUUUUCGAUGUGCGGUUUCCGCGCGACAAUACCAUUUUAUUUACGGCUCUACUGCACCGCUCUAUGGAGUUCAGUCACGAAGCGAAUGUGGCGUGGGUCCGCGUAGACACUCAGACAAUCUUGAGCAUCCACCACAACAUAAUAACGCAGAACGCGCGCAUCAGUCUGUCGUACAACGACCACCGCUCGUGGUACCUGCACAUCAAGAACGUGCAGGAGGUGGACCGCGGCUGGUACAUGUGCCAGGUCAACACCGAUCCCAUGCGCUCCAGGAAGGGCUACCUUCAGGUGGUUGUUCCACCAGUCAUAAUAGAUAACAUGACGUCGACCGACAUGGUGGUUCGCGAAGGUACCAACGUGACCAUGGUCUGCCGUGCCACUGGCUAUCCUGAACCGUACGUCAUGUGGAGGCGAGAGGAUGGACAGGAGUUCAACUGUAAUGGUGAAUCGGUGAACGUGGUAGAUGGUGAAAAUUUAACGAUAUCGAAAGUGUCUCGGCUUCACAUGGGCGCCUACUUGUGUAUCGCCUCGAACGGAGUCCCUCCAUCGAUCAGCAAGCGUGUCGUGCUUAUGGUGCAAUUUCCACCGAUGUUGUCCAUACCCAACCAACUGGAGGCGGCAUAUAUUGGCCAGGACGUGACGCUGGAGUGCCACACAGAGGCGUAUCCCUCCUCCAUCAACUACUGGACCACUGACCGCGGGGACAUGAUCAUAUCAGGAAAUAAAUACAUCACGUCACUAAGCGACGACAGUUACAGUCGGAAAAUGAAAUUGACUAUACGGAGGGUAUCGUCAAGAGAUUUUUCAUCUUACCGCUGCGUCGCGAAGAACUCCCUUGGCGAGACGGAUGGGCUUAUACGACUUGACGAAAUACCUGCGCCUUCGACGACGAGUACCACGGACAAUAACGUCCCCACAUUUCCUCAAAGGAAGAAAGGUAAACAUAAAAAUCGUUGGCGGGACAGCUCCGCCGAGAACAGAGUCAUAGGAGACUACGAAGUAGAAGAGUGGAAAGAUGUCGAUUACGAGUCGACGCAAUCUUCCCGGUCCACCAUCAGUCGAAGCGCUUCUCUAGUCAUCAUUGGAGGCUUUCUGAUUGCCAGCUGA
Molecule: messenger RNA, 1260 nt
Organism: Spodoptera exigua (beet armyworm)
Lineage: Eukaryota; Metazoa; Arthropoda; Insecta; Lepidoptera; Noctuidae
Source: the annotation of a GenBank genome assembly